Oncorhynchus keta (chum salmon) is the source of this 15957-nucleotide messenger RNA. Its product is annotated as ankyrin repeat domain-containing protein 11. Gene Ontology annotation, cellular component: nucleus. Bases 671 to 9349 code for a protein of 2892 amino acids. Gene Ontology annotation, biological process: anatomical structure morphogenesis. Gene Ontology annotation, molecular function: protein binding. NCBI's taxonomy places the organism in Eukaryota, Metazoa, Chordata, Actinopteri, Salmoniformes, Salmonidae. The record is from RefSeq and is a predicted model, not a curated record. The transcript has 14 exons.
UUCAGCCCCAUAUCGAAGCCAAAGCCCGUCUGGAAACAGUUUGCAAGGGGUAGUUUAAAGAAGAUUAAGCCGAAACAAAAUAUCGUUUUUAGCUACUUUAAGUUGACCUCUCAAGGUUCCAGUUUUGAUUCUUGGGCAUACAAAUCUUCAUUUCAGACCAUGGUCACAAAAUAAAAAUUGUACAAGGACGUUUUCGAGAAGAUUUUAAGCUGUAUGUGUCGAUUGUUGGUGUUCAGGAAUUAGCAAGCUAGUUAGCACUAGCCUAGAAAUAUUAGCUAGCUAACUAGCCUAGCUUGCUAACGUUAGCUUCAAGUAGUCUGAUUUUCAACUGAGAUGUUUGCAGUAUUUCUUGGAUGUCUACGGACGGCAGAUUGCUGAACCAGAGGGCCUCAAAUGGGAAAAACAAGCAUCGGACAGGAAUAUCGGGGAUAAGCUUCUCGACGUAACUCAGAUUCCGUUGAAGGAUUCUUUGGACCUCUCUACUGCAGCCCUUUUUAAAAGCAGGAUUUUAACGUCACCCAUCCGCAGACAGCCAUGGAAUCGUCUCAAUGCACCCCUUGUCCUGUGAGCGCCCAGGCUGUCGUGGAUCCCGUGCCCCUGCUGUUCAACUGACGGUCGAUGACGAUGCGAUGGAAGCGUGAAUGAGGUUUGGCGUGGCGAUAGCUGAACGAUGCCCAAGGGUGGGGGUUCAAAAACCCCCCAGCUGGAAGACUUCCCACUCAACACUGACAUGGUGGAGAAGCAGAGUGGGAAGAAGGAUAAAGUAUUGUCAAACAAGACUCCUAAAUUGGACCGCAGCGAUGGCGUCAAAGAGAUGAAAGAGAAGGCAUCCAAGAGGAAGCUUCCCUUCACUGUUGGAGCCAAUGGAGACCAGAAAGAUUCUGACUCAGAAAAGCAAGGUCCGGAACGGAAGCGCAUUAAAAAGGAGCCCACCAACACCAGGAAGUCAGGCCUGCCGUUUGGGAUGGGCAUGCCAGGGAUCCGGGCCGGGUACCCCCUCUCUGAGCGGCAGCAGGUGGCUCUUCUCAUGCAGAUGACGGCUGAAGAGUCAGUCAACAGUCCAGACACAACACCAAAGCAUCAGUCACAGUCAAGUCUGGGCCAGAAGGGAACGCCGAACUCUGCAUCUAAAACCAAAGACAAAGUAAACAAGAGAAAUGAGAGGGGCGAGACGAGGCUGCACCGGUCAGCCAUCCGUGGAGAGGCACGCCGCAUCAAGGAGCUCAUCAGUGAGGGAGCGGACGUGAAUGUAAAAGACUUCGCAGGCUGGACUGCACUGCAUGAAGCGUGCAACCGAGGCUACUACGACGUGGCCAAGCAGCUGCUGGCAGCCGGUGCAGAGGUCAACACCAAGGGCCUGGACGACGACACCCCUCUGCAUGACGCAUCAAACAACGGGCACUUCAAGGUGGUAAAGUUGCUUUUAAGAUAUGGAGGGGACCCUCGACAAAGCAACAGAAGGGGUGAAACCGCGUUGAAGGUUGCAAACUCACCAACGAUGCUCAAUCUGUUGCUUGGAAAAGGCACGUAUACCUCCAGUGAGGAGAGCUCGUCAGAAUCCUCAGAGGAAGAAGAUGCCCCAUCGUUUGCCCCAUCCAGUUCGGUGGAUGGAAAUAACACAGACUCAGAGUUUGAGAAGGGCCUGAAGCUGAAAGGGAAGAAAGGUCUGGAUCAGCCCCUAUCCACAACAACCACCCCCGUCAAGGACGAGUAUGAGUUUGACGAGGACGAUGAGGAAGAGCGCGUCCCUCCGGUGGACGACAAGCACUUGCUCAAGAAAGAGUUCCGCAAGGAGUCUCCCAGUGUCACGAAGGCUGGCGGCUUAAUUUCAGUACCGAAGGGGGAAGUGGUCAAAACCUAUUCCAAAAGCAACUCGCUCACACCAAAGAAGGCUGUUAGACGGAUUCUCUCUGACAGCUCAGACGAGGAUGAUGGGACGUUGUGUUUCACACCUAUGCCCACACCACGGCAACCAGCGCCACCUACUAAUACCAAGGCCCGGGACUCUGCUACACUGAGCUCUAAACAGCAGAAAGAGAAGACUAAAGUUAAGAAGAAGCGGAAGAAGGAGACAAAGAAUAAUGUCAGUAAGGAGGUCAGAUUUGGUAAAGUCAAUGACAAAUUCUGCACUUCUGACUCUGAUUGUGGGGACAUAGGGAGUGAGGAUGAUGAAGGCUCUAUGAAGAGCUCGAACUGUAUAAAGGACUCCACAAUGAGCCUAAAAGAAUCCUCUGCGUUCAGUACUCACUCUGCAUCCUCUUCCUCCUCUUCUCAUGGAAGCAUGAGCUCUCAGAAACUGACUCCCUCGCUGACAGAGCAUAACCCAAAGCAGUGGAGGACAGACGGCUGGAAGUCUGUGUCAUCUCCUGUAUGGUCAGAUGUAAGCUCCCUCUCUGACUCGGUUAGAACAAGGCUUUCCAGUGAGUCGGACUACUCCUCUGCCGACUCGAGUGUCGAGUCAGUGAAACAGGUGAGAAAGAAAGCACAGGAAAACAGAAAGAAAAACAAUGUGCACACUAAUGCACUAGACAAAAAGAACUGUGACUUUCACAAGAACUCCAACACAGACAGUACUGUCUCCAAAACGGAUAAAGAUGGCAAAGUGUUGAAAAAGCAUAAAGUCAAACACAAGCACAAAAACAAAGAGAAAGAAAAGGCUCCCAGUUUAGUGCUCAAUCAAGACAUGAACGAGAAAUUUGUGAAAAGCUUCUCGUUUGAUUUUGAUGAUUCAAGGCAAAAGUCACUCCUUGUUGAGACUGAGUCCCCAGCUGAAAGCAAGGUCAAGCUGUCGAAACAUGAAAAAGAGCAUUUGAAAAAGGAGGACAGGUUGUCGAAAGGCAAAUCUGAGGACAGAGACUGGUCUUCUGGAAAAGAGGUGCAAAGAACUGCUAAAGAGGAGAAAUCCAAGAAAACAAGAGAGUCCACCAAGGAGAAGCCAAGCAAGGAGGAGAGGGAAAAGCCCUUGAAAACUGAAAAAGAAAAGAGCCUCAAGGAAAAAGAGAAGCCCAAGGAGGAGAAACAACAAAAGACUCAUAAAGAGGAGAAGAAGAAAAAGUCAAAGGACAAGUCAUCUAAACCAGACAGGAAGAGCAGUGAGCAAAAAGAGGAAAAACAUAUUAAGGUGGAUAAGGAGAAAAAUGCCAGGGAGGAGAAGGAAAAAUCUAAGAAAGAAAAGGUUCUGAAGGAAGAGCCUGAUUAUGAAGUCUAUGAUGUCAGUAACCGUUUCUUAAACCUAGAAGACACCAAGCUCAGUGCCUCAGACGACCACCACGACCGAUGGGCGUCAGACCUUUCCUCUGACUGCGACCUAUAUGGAGAUGACAGCUGGGAUGCUCCUCCUGUGAAGGACUACAAAGAAUAUAAAGCAAACAACACUGUAAAGCUGAUCGUUGAGACUGAAAAAAUAGAGAGCAGAGACCGGAGGAAGGAGAACAAAAUCAAAGACAAGAAAUUAGAUCAUAAUGACAAACGGUCAGAGAAAGAGCCUACCUCCAAGAAGAAAGAGAAAGACUCUUCAGAAAGAAUCUGUGACAAGAAAAAGGAUUUGACCGAAAAACAGAAACUCAACUCCAGCCACUCUGUGGAAAAGGAGAAGAAACGAAAGGAAUCUGCAGAUACUGUCAAAGAGAAGAAAGAGAAGGACUCCACGGACAGCAGUAGAGACCGAAAAGAUUCCUAUGAGUUCACUAAAGAAAGAAAGGACUUGAAAAUCAAACAGGAGUCUAUAAGAGACGAUUAUGGGAAUGAGGCCUCCUUCAAAGAAAUUGAACCUGUUGUCAAACCAUGUGAAAUUAGAGAAAGGAACCAUUCUGGAAAAGAGAAGGACAGAAAGGGAGAUGGGUUGGAAAAGAGAGAAAAGACUAAAGCUGACAAACACAAGGAAAAGCCUAAAGACCGAUCUAUAGAACAGGAUAAGGAGAAGCCUGAGAGGACCUCAACUGAGAAGCUUUUGAAAGAAAAAGACACAGAUAGAGGCUCUAAAGACAAGAAGGAGGGAGCUAAAGACAAAUCCAAAGACAAGGACAGGAAGGUGUCUUCAGAACAAACUAAGGACAAGAAAGAAAAGGCUUCGCAGGACAAGCAUGCUGACCGGGAUAAAGAUGUCCUGGAGGUGAAGAAGGAGGAGCGAAAACCUGAGAAAGUUAAACCUGAGAAAACAUGGUACAAGAUCGCAGACAUUUUCACAGAUGAAAGUGAGGAUGAAGAAGACAAUUACAAUGGGGGUGUGGCCAAGUUAAGUGAUUCCCUUGGGUUGUCCGAUUCUCACAGGAAAGACUCCACAUCUGACAGGGAUGAGCUUGAUCACUUCCAAAUGGAAAAGCCCAGAAAAUAUUCUGCUGAGGCCAAACACACAACAGAAAAACAGAAAGAAAAAGACCACAAGAAAAAAGACAAGACCACAUUUGAUAUGGGGAAAGAGAGGAAGGGUUCGUUAGAGAAACACAACAAAGAUAAGAAAGUAAAGGAUUCUGUUGAUGCAAAACACAAAGAACGCAAAGACAGAAUGUCUGUGGACUCAAACCAAGAGAAGAAAAACAAGCAGAAGCUGUUGGACAAGAGGGACGCCAAUGAGGAAAAGACCAAGAGUAAAUAUAAAGACAAGCAAGAUCAUGUUAAUGACCGAAAGCCCUCAAAGGGGAGUGGGGAAAAUGAAAAGUCGCUCUUGGAGAAACUGGAGGAAGAGGCCAUGAAUGACUACAAGGAUGACUCCAAUGACAAGAACAGUGAGUUAUCCUCAGACAGCUUCACUGAUCAGGUUCAUGAGCCAGUGCUCAGCAGCUACUAUGAUUCCUCCAACAUCAGCCUUCCAGACAUUACUGAUGAGAGACGAGACUCACUCUCCAUAUCUAAUCCUCAAGACAAGUUCAGAGAGAAAGAGAGGCACCGGCAUUCAUCUUCGUCAUCCUCCAAAAAGAGUCAUGACAAGGAGAAGGACAAAGUCAAGAAGGAAAAAGGGGAUAAACAAGACAAGAUAGAGGAAAUAAGAGAAUCCUAUGGACGCAGAGAAAGUCUGCCCUUCGAGAAAGAGCCUAUGCCAUUAGAAGCGGACCCUUACACAUUUCCAUUUGGGUCUAAGGGUGAUAAAGAUGAUUUUGAGAAGACAUUGGAGUUUGAAAAGGAGAUGUCUAAAAAAGCUGACAAAGACAAACUGAGUACUGUCAUCAGUGAUAAGAUCAAGGACAAAAAGAAAAAAGAGAAACAUAAGGAGAAAGUCAAAGAGGAGAAGCACAAGUACACGGAUGGCUUUGGAUCCCUGAAACACUCCAAGGAGGAUAUCAAAUCUGGAUUGAAAGAGAGUCCUCAAAUUACCAAUUUGAAGGAAAGAUCAAAGGAAGACAGUCCCAAAUUUGAUGUGAAAAAAGAGAGAAACCGAGACUCUUUGGACAAAGACAGUAGGGUGGACCAUGUUAAGUCCAAGGUUAAAGAAGAAAAUGAAAAAGUAAUUCAAUCUAAAGACACAGCUCGAAAAGACAACCGUCCACGUUCAAAGCUUCUGGUUGAUGGGGAUCUCAAACUAACCAGCUUUGGGCAAAUGUUAGGUUUAAAAGACCAGGAGAUUGAAGAACGCCAUAAGAAGCAUAAGGAGAGGAUGAAGCAGAUGGAGAAACUAAGACACAGAUCAGGGGAUCCCAAACUUAGGGAUAAAACUAAGUCCACUGAGGAAAUAAAGAAAAAUCGCAAUGAACUAUCAUCCAAAAAAUCAAAUAGUUUAGAAUCUGCAUUGAAAGAGAAGAAGCUCAAAGAUGUUGGUCUCCCAGCCCAAAUUAUGUCUCCGGAAAGAAAGCCACAACUCAUUGACACUCAAAAUUCAAAGGACUGGCUUGCAGGCCAACAGAUGAAAGAAAAUCUCCCUGCCUCACCUCGGCAAGAUCAGAAUAGACCAACGGGUGUUCCCACCCCCACAUCUGUAAUCUCUUGUCCCGGCUAUGAGGAAAUCAUGCAGACGCCACGGACUCCAUCCUGCAGUGCAGAGGACUACCCUGAUAUAAUGUUUGAUGGGUUAGAUUGUCAGAACUCAUCAGCCAUGGCCAUGUCUAUGAAUGCCUGCUCCCCAUCCUUCUUUGACAGGUACUCCAACUCAUCGCACACCUUCCAAGAAGGGACUUGUAUAACUCCGGCUAAGAAUCUCCAGUUGCCCCUUGUCAGUCGAUCGGCUUCUUCUGAUGUUAGAAGACCCCUGGAAGAUGAGUUCAAAGCUGAAGCUGGCAAGUUUCUACAACACAUUUUGCCAGACGCCUCUGAGUUUGACUUGGCAGCCUCCCAGCCUCCAGAGGACAAGGCAGCAUCAGUGGAGAGACUUGAAUGCCUGUCUCCUCCUUACUUCUCACCUAUUAGGAUGCUAUCUCCCGGGCUGGAACUUGCCCAGCCUGCACUAGAUGGGGCCACCACAGCAAUGACUGGCACAGAGACCUGUGAACACCUACCUGAGAGUGUCUACAACAACUUCCUGAUGAAGCCCUCAACGCCAGUCCACAGACCUGACCCCCAGGAGCCGUGUCUGGACAUUGCUGCUCCACCCACCCCUGCACCUGCUGCUCUUCCUCCCCUGGAUAUUGAUGACCUUUCUGAGCCUCAUCAAAGUGAGCACAGUCUUGUUCCCUCUGACCCAGUCAGUGGCAGUGAGUAUCUGCCCCCUGUUGUUGAGGAGGAGGAGGAGGACGAGGAGGAAGAAGAGGACUACGAAGAGGAGGAGGAGGAAGACGAAGAAGAGGAGGAGGAGGAAGGGGACCUUGAAGAACCAACAGAUGCUGAUCAUCAUGCUGCUGAGGAGACGAGGGACGUCUGCUCAUUCUCUCCUCCAAGGGUUGAAGAGCCUUUGAGGAAGGGCUGGGCUGAAUCUCCUGAGAGAAGAGUUGCAGAGGUGCAUCAGUUGACUCCCCCACAUCCACUACCCAACCUGGUGGAGAACUCCAGUGAUCAUACCAUCAGCUGGAACUCUGAGAUGAUUUUGAAAUCUCCUCAAAGGACUUAUGGGGAAAUAGAGGCAGCGGUCUCCAAGAUAACCAGCCCCUUCUCGCAUUCAGACAGUGAUUUGCAGCACAUUACUGCCAUACCUGGCCAUCCAUCAGUGACCCCUCCAUAUGCUGCUUACAGGUCUUAUGUGCCUGACCCUGACUUUGACGAGCAAAAAGAGGCUGUGGAGGACAUUCCAAUUUCUCCAGCAAGACCUGAAAUGACACCUAUGGAAUUGGAACCAAACUACUUGACAACCACCUCAUCCUCCACAAGGUUAGAGUCUUUCUUCACAGACUGCAAGCCAAACUUGGAGGAUAAUCACCAGAUGGACUCAGAGCUUUCUUGUGCAGUACAAGAUGGCAGACAAAACUCCCAUGGCUUUACUUCUGAGAGCCAUAUGCCUCUUGCAGUAAGCAAUGACCCAGUGGUGCCCUGGACAGACCCGUUCUCAGCUACAGUGGAUGAGCUUGAUGAUCUUGGCCCUUUCUCUCUACCUGACCUCCCUUCUCUCUCCCUCCCGACCUCCCUGCCAGACAAGGAGAUGCCAGAGCUUGACGUCAGAGAUGCAGAGCCAGCCGACUACAAGCCUCCACCUGCUCAUAUAAGGCCUCCUGCUAUUGAAACAAUAGAGGGUGAAGAGCUUAUGGAAGUUGACCUGCCUAACCUGGCCAAACCCCUGUGCCCUCCCGAGGUCCUACCACUCAAUGAUUCUUUGCAGGAUUUGGUUGUGCCCUCACCAAAACACAAUUUCCAACCAGAAUUUGAGUCUGAGCCUCAGAAUGUCCCUGAAAAUAACUUUGUGAAACCACAGGUCUUUGAAAACAGAGCCACAUAUGAAGAGACUGAUGAGAGUGAUGGAAACAUAAUGUUCUCAGCUGUUAAUACAAACAAUACUCAGCAUCACAGGCAGAUGUCACUGACCGAGUCAUUAUCAGUUGUAAUUACUCCAUGUAUGGACUCCUUGACAACUGUUAAACCAGAACAAAGUGGGCAGAUAUCAGAUCCCUUUGUUGGGCCAACUUGCAGUCCAGUCCCCUCAGUUCCUCUACCAGUUGCUGUCACGAUUUCUGGUACAGUCCAUGUUUCGGAGGCUCUUGAGACAACAUCUAAGCUCACGGUCACUCUGACAACAUUGUCAACUGACCUUCCCAAGAAGGUGGAGGAGAUCCCACAGAGGAUGACCAGAAACAGGGCCCAGAUGCUGGCAAAACAGGAGAAUACCACCACCACCACCACCACAAAAAAGCAGAGUAGUAGAGUAGUAGCAGAGAGUACAACCACCACCACUAUACCUGCUAGCGUGAUACCUCCAUCUGCCCCUACCCCUGUCACCAUGAGCAUGGCUGUAACCACAACCACCCCUAUUCCCACCCCUACUUUUGUCCCCUUUGUUGUUCUGGAGAAAGAAAAGGAACUUGUCACCACUAUCUCCACCACAGCAGCCAUUACCCCGACUCCUCCGCCGCCGCCUCCUGUAGUGGUCAGCAAAACUAAAGGGCGGCCUGUGGAGGAAGAGGAAUCCCAGACGCAGCAUCCACGCAAGAGGAAGUUCCCCAAACCGCAGGUUCAGCUGGUCAACACAGCCAUGCAGCAGACCAGGGAGAUGAUUCAACAGACGCUGGCUGUCAUUGUCAAUGCCAUCAAACUGGAUGACAUAGAACCCUACCACAGUGACCGCUCUAACCCUUACUUCGAAUACCUGCAGAUACGGAAAAAAAUAGAGGAGAAGAGGAAGAUAUUGUGCUACAUCACACCACAGGCCCCUCAGUGCUACGCUGAGUACGUGACCUACACAGGCUCCUACCUGCUGGAUGGCAAGCCUCUCAGCAAGCUGCACAUCCCAGUGAUUGCUCCACCUCCAUCGUUAUCGGAGCCCCUGAAGGAGCUCUUUCGACAGCAGGAGACAGUGAGGGGGAAGCUGAGACUGCAGCACAGCAUAGAGAGGGAAAAGCUUAUUGUCUCGUGUGAGCAAGAAGUACUGCGGGUCCAUUGCAGAGCGGCAAGGACGAUAGCCAAUCAGGCCGUCCCAUUUAGUGCCUGCACUAUGUUACUGGACUCUGAGGUGUACAACAUGCCAACAGAGAGUCAGGUGCGUCUGUGGGUGGUCAAAAAGGGUGAUGAGAACAAGUCAGUGAGAGAUCGCUUCAAUGCUCGCCAGUUCAUUUCCUGGAUUCAGGAUGUGGAUGACAAAUAUGACCGCAUGAAGACGUGUCUGUUAAUGCGGCAGCAGCAUGAGGCAGCUGCCCUGAACGCAGUGCAGAGGAUGGAGUGGCAACUGAAGGUGCAGGAGCUGGACCCUGCUGUACACAAAUCUCUGUGCGUCAACGAGGUCCCCUCCUUCUACGUGCCAAUGGUUGACGUCAACGAUGACUUUGUGCUGUUGCCCGCGUGACAGAAACAUGCACUCGUUCACAGAGUUAGAGGUCAAAUAUCAUCACUUAUCAAAGAGACAUCAAACAGAACGUAUGGUAAGGGCUAGCCGGUUUGAAGAGGAAUAAAACCUAUAUAUUAUAUAGAAAAAAUUCAAAGAAAAAAAAACUUGCUAAUGAUUCUCUUCCAUGAGAGGAGGAAGCAUCUUUUUACCGGGGAAAAACACAACUUGCACUUUCAUCCCUCAAGUUUUUAUGCUUUUGUUCAGAAUAUAAAAAGCAAAAAACGGCUUUGCUUUGAAGCGCCCAACACCACCUCCCUUUUAGGUGAUGUUUGGACAGAGAAUAGGGGAGAAAUAUUUUUCUGAAUUUUUUGGUCCCCGUAAAUGAAACCACAAAGGAACGCUGGAGAGGAGCCCUCCCACCAUUCUGAAUCAUCUCCUGGUGGAUGGGGAUGAGGCACCACAGUGGACACAGAGCUCCAGGUGAGCCUUGAGGAGGAGAAAGCAGCACAUGGUCAGAAGGGCAUGCAUGCGCGAUGUGGUGGUGUAACAUGUGGCAUUUGCGGGGCCUCUAGCCUCUUCCUGUUGAAAGGAUAGGAGAGUCUGUGUGGAUGCUGUCUUUCUGGUCGGGACCAUAAGACCACACUCAGUCAGAGAGCCUCAGUCCUCUCUGUCCACAGCCCACCACCACACCCGGUAGAACCAGCAUCCUGCCCCGGAGCAGAGCAGAGUACAGCCAAGGGUCCAUAGAGUGUGUCAGGGGGUUAAUGCCGGAGGUGUAGAGACGGCAUCUUCCGCCUCAUGGCCUGGGCAGAGGAGUGAGGCAGAGAAUGGGGAUGAACCGGAGCAUCCCCACCAGAGUCUGGUCACCUGGCUCUGCAUGCAGGAAGAACCAGCCUCUGACACUCUGCCAAGAUAGGUAGAACACACACACACCUGUUCACCUGCAACUAUGACUGCAAAUGGAAAAACAGGAUAAAAGAAUAAUACAAGAAUGUUGCGAUUCAAAGAUUCAAGACUAAACAGAUGGUGGUUUAGAGGAGAAUAUUCUUCUUUUUGUCUGUUUCUUUACUUGGGCAUUUAAUUGUUUCUGAGGAAGUGACUUGAAACACUACAGAGCCAAUAUUAGUUUAAUGGGAAAAAAGAAAACUGAAAAAAAAUUGUAUUCCGUAAAUGAUGUACAGUUUUUAUAUUCGUUAACCAAUGUAUUCUUGCUGCCUUCUAGAUAAUUUAUUUUGCCACACAUUACUGCACAGUUGUAAAUAACGUAUGUACUGUAACAUCACUCAGUUAAGUGUAAAAAAAUAAAUGAAUAAAAAUGAUCUUUGUAUGUACAGUUCACUUUCGGGCAGCACUUUCCCCCUCAUACCCAUGGGCCAAAAUGUGCACACGUUGUCAGUAUUUUAAAGACUCCAGUGCACAGUUGUAACGUUCCCAUCUAUAGGUUUUGUCCAGGGCUGGUCAAAAUAAGUUACCUGGUUUGGAAUCACCACAACGUACAUAGGUAGUACAAAACCCCACCGUUUUGAACAAUGCCCAAACUAAGGGCCACAACUAUAGUCCUCAGAUGUAGCAAAAUGGUUAUAAAAUGAUUUAAAGAAUAGAAUAGUUAUAUUAGUCAUUGCUUUAUUACACAAUUAUAUCUGAAAAAAAUCUAAACCAAGAAAAUGCCUUUUUACAGUGAAUAUUUUUAAUUUACUCAGUGUUGGGCAAGUCAAACAAGGGUGCUUCUGGAUUGGUCAAGAAAGAAAUGCCACUAACAAGAAAAACCAUAACAUUUAUAAUUCUGGGUGGGAUUUUCUUUUUGUCUUUUUCUUUCUUUCUUUAAUCUACCCAUUAAUUUGACUUUAAUUGUAUGUGUGGGUCUUUAUGAAUAAUAUUCAUCAUGUUGGAGAAUUUUCAAGCCACAAGACUAGGGAUCUGAUAGCCAGCUCAAUAUUUGAAAUCCUUAACUUCCCUUUUUGAAUGUCACUGUCAUAGACAUCAUAUACAGGUUAACUGUUUUUCAGGCCACAUCAGAUUGACAUGAAUGUUCCUGAUCUCUUCUGUAUACCACCUAAAAAGAUACAGGCCACAUUCCAUAUUGGUUUUUAAAAACGUAUUCUUGCUUUAAUUCUGGAAUGUGUUAGCUUCCAAACUCCCUGGGUCCAUACGUGAACAUUACAAUUUUUUUUAACUUAAAAAAAAUAUCUUGUCUCAAAAUGCACAUCAGCCAAUUCAAAUCGUUGACGUAGUUGCAUGUGAUAAGAUGCUAAAUGUUAGCUGUUCCCAUUACAUAACCAGACACACACAGCCCUAUGCUAACCUGACCUGACGGCAGUGAUUGUCAGGUUACAAAUUCUGCAUCAGUCAAUUUCAAAUCUUGACUUAGAUGGAUGUAAUAGAACCCUUUUCUAUGAGAGAACUGGACCAAUAACUCAACGCAGCGAGCCUGGCUCCUGGUCAUUUUUGCCAUUUGCAACUGUCUGCCACUUCUCAGAAUGGUCCUUGUUGAACUUCUAAAAGCCUUUGGAGAUUGGGGGGGGGUUCUCCUAAGCUAACAUAUGGAAAUAUUUUAAUAUGGUCAUACCGUGGAUCAUUUAGUUUUUUGAUUUAGAAUUUUAGGAUCCCUCUAGGUAUGAAAAAAUAUACACAUUUUUGGGGAUACAAUUGUGAAUUUGGGCUUUACUACUAUAGACUAUAGAAACAAAUUGAAUAACACAUUCAUAAAUGGAAAAACAUACAGUAAAAAAAUGUAAUAUAAGGAAUAAGGUUUUGAAGUGUCUGUCCUAUAUCUAGGAGAUCAGGAAAUGUACAUAUAUUUUUGGACACAUAUUUAACUGCUUUUUUUGGGCACAAAACUACCUCCAUACUUCCAUUCAUUUGUUUUAAAACCGAUACCAGGGUUAUAUGUACCGUGACAGUUGUGGGGGUCAUAGAGCAAAACCACGACCCCAUUGUGUUCUUGACAGUAAUCUUUCCAUAGAGUGGUCAUAUUAGUUAGUAGGCCAACCGUUUGGACGCUAUAGACAUUUUCGUGAGAAGGCUGAUUUUCAAAAUGUCUCCUGGUCUGACAAACAGCGCUGUAGCUCUGCCACCUACCACCGCAGAUGUGGAAGGCCGACAUAGGCGGAUGCAGUGGAUUGAGAUGCAUCCCAUGCAAAACAACACAUCUCUAGCUUAAACUGGCAGAUUUUUAUGGGGAUUUUUUUUAUGUUUAUUAGAUUGUCACACAGGUACGUCAAUAGACUUAAGGAUUUAAAUAAAGUUUAGAUCAAAGCGGAGUCGUUGUCUCGCAAGAUCACUUAAUGAUUCAUUAGUAUUCUACAUAGGCCUAACAUACUGAAUAUAAAAGCAUAGUAUAACUCUACUGUUAGACCAAAAUCAUCUUUUAUUUUCUUAUUGAGGCUACAACAUUUUAUAUGCAUUAUUAGAAUCAUCCUCUUGGUGUAAGAGCUGUUUGAAAUUUCAGCUUGUUUGGCUGGGUGGGGUUUUUGGACUGCCCGGUGACAUCACCAGGCAGUAUAAGUUUAAUAGGCCAAUAAUUUAGUUUUCAGGUUACACAUCCCUCCCAUUAGGCUCCUCCAAUUUGGCCCCUCUUUCCACUCCCAGACAGUCCUAGCAAAGUUCUUGCUGGAGAAUCAACUUUUUUUUUUAGAAGCUACUGUAUUUUUGACCAUUUUAAUUGAAAACUAUCACAGUAAGGUACUUAAUUGUUACCCAGAUAUUGAGAUAAAAAUGUUGGCAUUAGACCUUUAACAAAAAAGCUUGACAUGAAGGGGCCUCUAACGGCCUUAGCGGCAUAUGACUCCUCGCAGCGAUGGUAGUAGGGGUACAUGAUGGCUAUUUGACAAGACCAUAAGGCUCUUCAACUUUCUUUUUUUUUUUUAUAGCAAUGUACAAUUAACUUAAAUGACCUUUAUCUUUUUCCCGUUAAAGCACACGGAUGUGUGUGAAAAGGAUAAGCAAAAAUUUUGCCAUAUAUGCGAAAACAUGCCUUUUGAAUUUUGCCUAGUUAGUAGCUAGUUAGUGGCUAGUAGCAGCAUAGUCAAGGAUGCGUCAUGCAAUGUUGGGACGCUAUACUUUACAGACCAAGUGGAACAAAAGUAAACCUUGAAUUUGGAGGCUUACAAUAUCCCUCUGGUGGAAAACUUGACCUAUAAUUAGAAAUGCCAUUUGGUUGGUGGAUAUAACAUCUGCGAUCUUUGAUAGACUGAUGUGGAAUUUGUUCCAGGAAAUAAUCACUGCCAACUAAUCAGGUUAGCAUAGGGCUAAAUGUGCCAGGUUAUGUAAUGUGGAACAGCUAACGUAACAUUGUCACAUGCAACUAUGUCAUGAUUUGAAAUGGCUGAUGCACAUUUUGAGACAGAGAGAGUUUAAACUCAAACUUUUUCUAAUGUUCGCAAGUAUGGACCCCCUCUAUCUAGUUUUGUACAGUAGUGGAGAUAUGUUUACAGUAGUAGAAAGUGCUACUCUUCAAAUACUCAAAGGGUGAUCAUACUCCUCUGCGUAACAUAGGUAAAUUGUUUAUUUGAUGUAAAAGAACUAGGUUUGACUUACAUGCCCAUGAAUGAGAUCUUUUUUAAUUAGCCUUUUAAUCAAAAUCCUUUUUUGUUCAACUCAGAAAUCCUUUCUAUGACCAAUCACCCAGUUUAUUCAGAACUAUUUAGUGGACAGAUAUUAACAGGCAGGUAGUUUGUUUCACUAUAGCUUCUCAACUGUUCCAAGUGUAGGUGUAUGUAUUUGUCAGGGGUUUCUUUGAUUCAUAUUCAGUAGGCCAUCAUACUUUACUCUAUUGGGUUGUUUACCAUGCUAAGAGUAAGGCCAAGACUAGACAAUUAUUCAACUUUCACCUCAAUUUCAUGAACCAAAAAGCAGACUUAAUUAACUCGUACACAAAGGGGGGAAGAAUGUUGCAAAAGUGAUAGUUAAGGAUGUUCAUGUUUUUUAUCCAAUUGGAAUAUUGAUUUGUGAGAAUUGAUUGUUUCUUCAUUUUUGGUGGGUCCUGAUUUGUUUAUUUUUUGUGUUUUGACCUACCACAUAGGAUGCCUGUCAGUCAUCCUAAUGGCAAUAUCAAGUGACAUGUUGUGACGUUAUGUACACACGUUCAACAUAGCUGUGUAUGAUAUGUCUAUUCAAGUGCAAUGGGUGUUGCUACUCCAGUGUACGGGCAGUUGACUAGUUGUAGUCCUGGACAUUUUGAAAGAGGAAAAUCUAGUCAUAAGGCAGUAAAAUCAUAAAUGAAUGCCAUAACACAGGUAGUCAGGGUCAUGUAGACUUCAGCAGUUUGAUUAAAGCCCUCAAUUGUUUUAUUAUUUUAUUUAUUUUGUAGCUUUUUUCUGAGGGGGAUGGGGAGAUUUGUCAACAGAAUUCUUGUGUGUUUCAGAUCCGUGUAUGUAGUGUUGGGUGUUGUCUUUUUGUCUUGUGUUUUAUGCUUCGUACAUAAGAAAAAAACCAGUGGCAUGUCAAUCACUUCUUAUGAGCAGAAUGUAUACCGUUACUACACCCUCACACCCUCAAUAUUGUUUACAAGACAUCAAGUGUGUUUCGGUUUCGUGUCUCUCACCUUAAUGGUUUGAGCCCUGCCUUGAUUUCUUUAUUUGAUCAUUUAUUGAACCACAAAGGCUUGAAAUUGUGAUAGUUAAUUACAGUGUCAAAUCCAACCUCGGUAUUCAAAGCUUACAGCAAACAUACAGAGCAAUAGUUUUAACCUUUUAAAAUGUGUAUUUUUCAUUAGCAUUUAUUUUAAUACAUUUGGUUGAUAAAGACAACAUCCCCUGUGAUUUUUGUCCAGACACUGGUGUCCCUUACACAUGUCCAAAUAUUAUUUCCAAAACACACCAGUGAAGAAUAAUUUCUAUUAGGAAAUGUAACAAACACCUGUCUCAUUCCCAUCUCCCCCCAUACAGUGAACCACUUGGUAAUGCCCUAGAUUACCCUGUGACCUCUCAUCAGUCUGUAACAAGUUUGCUCUACUGUGUCCAUCUGAGUGUUCAUUUAAUAUUUAACUGGACAUACUGUUAUUUUGCAUAAUAGAAUCACAAUUUCAAGCCUUUUUCUAGUUUUCUUUUUCUCCUUUAUUGAACAAGACAGUAGCUUAUUCUUUAGAAUGGGAAAUGACUAAUAAAGCAUGGAGAACUACUCUUUAAAUGGUAACAAAUAACAUAUUUAUUAUCUUUCCGACACCUGUGGUAUAUUUCAGUUAAAGGUCUCCGCUGUGUAAAUUUUCCUCCUGUAAUGCGUUGGAGACAUUGUACAUAGUUGUAAAUAAAUAUCCCAGGACGUUUUGCACCCUCCUCUUUGUACUAGUCUAAACUUGCGUAGAAUGUGGGGUUCUAACAGCAACGAGACAGUGCGUUCGCUGCAGGUGAUGUAACAAUGUCACUUUUUUUAUUUGUACAAUGUAGUUGAAUUGUGUACAUAUUGUUGGAGCAGCUAUGGGGGAAGGGGUUUGUUGAUGCUAUCGUCAGUGCUGUAAAAGAUCCAGUACUUUCACCUCUAGCUGUGUUGAUUUCCUGCAAAAACAAAGGCGAGAAAAUAAAAAAUAGAAAAAUUCUAAAUUGUUAUUUUCUACAGUUGCAUGUACAGAGAGCGCGAGAACUGCUGUUGUUCCUCAGAGAUUAUGUUCGUAAAUAAAAUUUUGAAAUAUU